Penicillium longicatenatum is the source of this 1038-nucleotide messenger RNA. Its product is annotated as proline racemase family protein. Bases 1 to 1038 code for a protein of 345 amino acids. Lineage: Eukaryota; Fungi; Ascomycota; Eurotiomycetes; Eurotiales; Aspergillaceae. The record is from RefSeq and is a predicted model, not a curated record. The transcript has a single exon. Gene Ontology annotation, molecular function: 4-hydroxyproline epimerase activity.
AUGCCUUUCUCACGUUCACUUACCGUCGUCGGCUGCCAUGCAGAGGGCGAAGUCGGAGAUGUUAUCACCGGCGGCGUUCUCGACGUACCGGGAAAAACCAUGCAAGAAAAGCUCGUUCACAUGUCCACCAAGAAAGAUCACCUUCGGCAGCUUCUUCUCAACGAGCCACGGGGCCGAGCAUCCAUGAACACGAACCUCAUUCUCCCACCCUGUGAUCCGAGAGCCGAUGCAGGAUUCUUGAUCAUGGAAAGCGAGGAGUAUGCUCCUAUGUCCGGAUCCAACAUUAUUUGCACCACAACCGUCCUUUUAGAGACCGGCAUGAUUCCCAUGAAGGAACCUUUCACCAAAAUAGCGUUGGAUACUGCCGCCGGGCUGGUGACAGUCACUGCGGAAUGCGAGGCCGGAAAGUGCAAGAAUGUUGAAUUCAAUAAUGUGCCGUCAUUUGUCCUCGAACUCGACUAUAAAGUCCCAGUUCCAGGCCUUGGAGAGGUGACUGUCGACAUCGCUUAUGGAGGCAUGAUGUAUGUGUUGGUUGAUGCCGCAUCACUAGGCUUAAGGAUCGACAACCAAGAAUCUGCAAAACUCGUGGAGAUUGCGGAACGCAUCAAGCGAGCGGUUCAAGCGGUUUAUACCCCGAUUCAUCCUGAAAAUGCUGGUAUAACAGGGUUUAGUGUAUUGUCAUUCACGGAACCUGUGACAUCAGAAAAAGGUUGCAAGAUUUCUGUCAAUGCUGUGGUCGUCUCCCCCGGACGAUUUGAUCGAAGCCCCUGUGGAACCGGAACAUCUGCCCGGCUAGCAAUUCUGCAUGCUCGGGGCCAGAUAAAAGAAGGCGAAAUCUUCAAACAUCGCAGUAUUCUGGGGACUGAGUUUAUCAGUCGAAUUCGUGGUACAGCGACAGUCGGGAAAUAUCCUGCUAUUCUUCCCACGGUCAAAGGUCGGGCUUGGAUUACUAGCUUCAAACAAGUCGUUUUAGAUUCGACGGAUCCAUUCCCAGAAGGUUUUCGUCUUGGCGAUCAGUGGCAUACGCCACCGAAUUAA